AGUGGCACCUCCUAGCACAGCGUAGAGCUUUGACUAGCAAUGUGACAAUAAAAAUAGAGCCCGUCAACGUCGCUGUUCAUGUUGUUAGCUAACGUUAUAUAACGGCACAUGAUUAUGAUUGGGUAGAGUAACAAAAUAGAAACGUUCGUCAGCCAGCUUUCAAUACAACAAACCAUUAUGGAUGCAGUAAACGCGUUCAACAUGGAGUUGUUCUCCAUGAUUGACCUGAAGCCUCCAAUAUCCCGUGCUAAGAUGAUGUCUGUAACAAAAUCAGCCAUCAAAGCUAUCAAGCUUUACAAACAUGUCGUACAGAUUGUUGAAAAGUUCAUCAAGAAGUGCAAGCCAGAGUUAAAAGUCCCUGGUUUGUAUGUGGUGGAUUCCAUUGUCCGACAGUCAAGGCAUCAGUUUGGUGUGGAUAAGGAUGUAUUUGGGCCCAGAUUCUUAAAGAACUUCACAGAUACCUUCCAAAACCUCUUCCGCUGUCCAGAGGAUGAUAAGAGCAAAAUUAUCCGUGUCCUGAACUUGUGGCAGAAGAAUGGUGUGUUCGACAUGGGCAUCAUUCAGCCUCUGAUGGAUAUGGCCAAUGGAGCAAUUGUAGGCUUACCUGCUCCUGCACUGGAAGUUCCCGCUGACCCCCAACCUGAGACACAGCUUCCUGUCACUAGUGCCCCAGUUGUGCCUGCUGUGCCUCAGCUACCCAGUCCUGAUGCCUUAGCUGCUGUGGCACAGCUUUUUCAGUCCCCCCAUGGUCAGGAGCUGCAGAGGAUGCUCCAUAACUUCCAGCAGGCAGAUAAGACCCUGGCAGCCACCAUCGGAAACAACAUACCAAACCAACCACAGAUGCCUGCGGCCCAGCUCAACCCAUACAAUGCACACACUGAAAAGAAAAGCUCUUUAGCUGAGAAACUCCUUGACCGAUUUGACUAUGACGAUGAACCUGAUGAUAUAACGGCUAAAGAAGGAAGUGCCCAGUCACAAGGCAUUCCUGAAAAUGUAUUUAACCAGUUUCCUGGUCAAAUGCCGAAAACCGAGAAUGUUCAUCCAUAUAUGACGGGACAGCCUGGUAUAGAGCACAGUGAAGGAAUGACUCAAGGUGAACAUCAGAUGAUGCUAGAUGGAUACCAUGCCAUUAAUGAGGCUUAUUCACAAUCACAGGGAAAUUCAAGAGAAGACUCAUCUAGGCGAGAGAGCAGACACAGAGGCUAUGGCAGGAGAUCAAGAUCCAGAUCUGGUUCACGAUCUCCCAGGAGAAGAAGAUCAAGAUCUUCAUCACGCUCAAGAAGGUCAAGGCAUCGACGCUCAAAUUCUCGCUCCAGAGAACGGCGCUGGAGAUCUCGCUCUCGUUCUCAGGACAGGAAUGAAAGAGAGAAGGACAGAGAGCGCAGACAAAAAGGUCUUCCCAGCAUAAAGAGCCAGACACUCAGUGUUUGCAGCACCACACUAUGGGUUGGACAGCUAGACAAGAAAACUCAGCAGUCUGAUGUGAUGUCCCUUUUGGAAGAAUUUGGCCAGAUUGAGUCUAUAAAUAUGAUUCCUCCGAGGGGUUGUGCCUAUAUUGUUAUGGUUCACAGACAAGAUGCCUAUACGGCUUUGAACAAACUCAGUAGGGGGUCAUACAAAGUCAAUCAGAAACCUGUUAAGAUUGCUUGGGCUUUGAACAAAGGUAUAAAGUCAGCACACAAAAAGUUCUGGGAUGUGGAGCGGGGAGUUACCUACAUCCCCUGGAGCAAAGUCAAAGUUGAGGAGUUGGAGAGCUAUCGAGAAGGGGGUAUGCUGGACACAGAGACACUAAAUCCAGAGUGGAAUCAUGGCAAGGACCUCAAAAAGCAGGCAGCUGUAAAUGGGGCUCUGGAAAGUGUACCAGCAGAUGGAACUGUCACUGCUCACAUUCAGGUGCCAGUAGUUCAACAGGCAACAUCCAUUGGAAGUCCACCUGCUUUUCCUGGUCCUAUAAUGCUGUCCCCUCCCUCUAUGCCUCCAGUAGGAGCUCCUUUCAUCCCGACAGAAUUUGACCCCACAAAGUUGGCAGGAAGUGCAAAACCUCCAGAGGAGUCCAACAAAGAUUCUAAAGGAGACAAAGGACCACCCACAGAUCCGGGCACUGGCAACCAGCUGGGGUCUCCUGUGGGACCAGUGAUGACCCUGCCAGGCCCAGGAAUCAUGCAGGGUCCCAGACCGGGCAUGCCACCUCUACAGCCUCCUCCUGUCAUGCCGAGUCCUCAUCUACCUCCAUUCCUCCCACCUCCAAACAUGGCACACAUGCCCCCGCAAAUAAUGCCUGGAGGACCCAUGUUUCCACCAGAUAGGUUCAGAAUGGCUAUGCCUUUUCCUCCUCGUGGCCCUCCUUUCCAUCGACAUCCUUCAAUGGGACCAGAGGGCAUGGAUGACAGAGAAGCGAGGCAUUUCCGAAAUGGGAGGGCAGGGUUUGGAUGCCCUCCCUUCCACAGAGGGAGAUGGUAAAGGCCGAUUGAAUGAUGGACAUGAGGAGAGAAGAUGCUGAAUCACUGUGACAGAUACUAAUAAGUAUCAGGACAUCUGGUUCACCAAGGACUGCUGUAAAAAAGUGAGCGUGCAGAGACUUCUUUUCAGACUUUAUUUUAUACCACCAGAACCUUGUCUUAGUGUCAAAUAAACAAUGAAAAACAAGACACAGCAUUCUGAAUGUGGUCCAUGCUCCUUCAAGUUCACUAGAGAAGUGAUUGUAAAUACUGUACUUGCUUGUAGCCGUUUGCUAUCUUUUUGUAUAUUCGAAGUUGUAUAGUUUAUGCUUAAGUCUAAUCUCAGUAGUUGGAGGUAAAAACAAAGUCAAAGUCUGUAUUUUUGAGCUUAUUACCUUACCAGAGUUUUGUGUAUGGAAGGAGACUGUCAAAAUCUAUAACUCAUACCUUUUUUGGUAUUUUUAGUAAAAUCCCUUAGUGACACAAUGUUUAAUUCUUCACCAUAAAGGUUGGAUUUCAUUUUAAGCGGAAGAAGAUUUCAUGUCCUGCCAGUAGAGGGUAUAGUAAACCCUGUUACCAUGGCUAGCCUGUUGUACAUUAAGGUCACACCUUGUAGGAUCACCUGCAGUGAAUAUUAAAAAGAGGUACUACCA
Molecule: messenger RNA, 3091 nt
Organism: Epinephelus fuscoguttatus (brown-marbled grouper)
Lineage: Eukaryota; Metazoa; Chordata; Actinopteri; Perciformes; Serranidae
Product: SR-related and CTD-associated factor 4-like
Exons: 18
Coding region: 178-2460 (760 amino acids)
Biological process (GO): negative regulation of termination of RNA polymerase II transcription, poly(A)-coupled
Cellular component (GO): nucleus
Molecular function (GO): RNA binding; RNA polymerase II C-terminal domain phosphoserine binding
Source: RefSeq, a predicted model, not a curated record